UCCCAAUAAAUGUUGACCAAAAAGCCGCAAACUGUGGAAUCGCCUUUGAAUCUCAUCGACUAUCAUCUCUUCUCCUCUCUGCUAUCCAAUUUCGAGCUGAAUCCAUCUUUUGUGAUAUAGGUUCAAUAUAACUUCUGGUAUGGGGAAUUCAGAAUCAGCAUUUGAUGAUCCUCAUCAUGAUUUUCUGCAUCAAACCCCUUCUUAUGCAGGAACUUAAAUGGAUCCUGACUAUCGACAUAGGCGGCAAUUGCCUUACAUAGCCGAUAAUUUCAACUCUUUGGAUCAGGUUACUGAUGCAUUGAGAGAAUCUGGCCUUGAAUCAUCAAACUUAAUUCUUGGUAUCGACUUCACAAAAAGCAAUGAGUGGACAGGCAGGCAUUCAUUCCAUAGGAAAAGCCUUCAUGCAAUUGGUAACACACCUAACCCAUAUGAACAAGCAAUCUCUAUAAUUGGCCGAACUCUGUCUCCUUUUGAUGAAGACAACUUAAUACCUUGCUUCGGAUUUGGUGAUGCAUCAACACACGAUAAGUAUGUUUUCAGCUUUUACCCUGAUCACCGAUAUUGUCGUGGUUUCGAGGAGGUUCUGGCACGAUAUAAAGAGAUUGUUCCGUACUUGAAGUUGUCAGGUCCAACUUCCUUUGCCCCGAUAAUCGAUGCAGCUAUUGACAUUGUGGAGGGAAGCAACAGGCAAUAUCAUGUUCUUGUCAUUAUUGCAGAUGGGCAGGUUUCCGGAAGUCUUGAUGGAUCAUCUGGAAGGUUUAGUCCACAAGAACAAGCAACUGUAAAUUCUAUAGUUGCGGCUAGCCGAUAUCCUCUCUCGAUUAUUUUGGUCGGUGUGGGAGAUGGACCGUGGGAUGCAAUGAAAUUAUUUGAUGAUAACAUUCCUCAACGCUCAUUUGACAACUUCCAGUUUGUCAACUUCUCAAAGAUCAUGUCUGAGAACAUGGAAGCAUCAAAGAAGGAAACAGCCUUUGCACUUUCGGCCCUAAUGGAAAUCCCAUUUCAGUACAGAGCCACCCUGAGGCUGCAGCCAAUCGAUAAUAAUUUAGUGGGUGGUCCACGUACAAGGCUGCUUCCACCUCCAAAAGAAGUGUUGGAUCAUGAUAGGGAGGCAUUGCAGCACAUGAUGGCCACCACCCCAUCCGUGGAGAAAACAGCCCCAGAGGACCAGGUCUGCCCCAUAUGCUUGACAAAUCCGAAGAAUAUGGCUUUUGGAUGCGGUCAUUUGACUUGCAAGGAGUGUGGUGAGUCGAUAUCACUGUGCCCAUUGUGCCGGGAGCCCAUAAACACUCGUCUCAAGCUGUACUCAUAAAAGAGCAGCAGAAUCAGUGCCACAACGUCAUGCACAUAUCGCUUUGUGUGUAAGUUGCGGUGGUAAGAAUAAAAAUAGCACAAGGGGGCUCGGAAUAUUUGUGCCUGCAAAAUGACCAACCUUGUGAUAAAAAGUGUAUUUGUCAGUAAGCUUUGUUUGUAAAGUUGUUAUUUUAUAUACUUUUAAUGGCAGAAAACAAACUUUUUCAUGUGUAU
This is a messenger RNA of Vitis riparia (riverbank grape), 1527 nucleotides long. Its product is annotated as E3 ubiquitin-protein ligase RGLG3. Lineage: Eukaryota; Viridiplantae; Streptophyta; Magnoliopsida; Vitales; Vitaceae. The record is from RefSeq and is a predicted model, not a curated record. The transcript is spliced from 12 exons. Bases 218 to 1312 code for a protein of 364 amino acids.